AUGGAACCAGUAAAAUUACAGGCUAUAAGCUGCCCAGAGUCAAGAAGUUGGCGGUGUCUCACCCCCGUGCCUCGGAAGGAACGUAAAGCCGUUGGUCCUGCGCCUUCUCCCUCUCUGGUCGUGUUGAUUUACCGUUCCAUCGGACUAAUGAGAGUGAGGCAAUAUAAAGUGCUUGCGCAUUCACUAGAAUUUACUCGGAAAGACCUAUGUCUAUGUAUAUUUGUAUGUAGUCGCGUGCGACGCGAGUGUGACGCGUGUGUAGCGAUCGAUGCGUGCGGGCGGCGUCGCGCGCGUCGGCCAGUAGAGGGCGUUGCUCGCGCAGCCGACAAGAUUGAGGUGGUGGCCGGGUGCGGGUGGGGUAGGCGCGCGCGCGUGCGGCCGCUGCACGCGCUGGGCCGCGCGGCCGGCAUGUUGGCCUCGCAGCGUUCGCAGUCGUGCAACGAGGAGGGUGCGUUUUUCGGGGCGCGUGCCCUACGCCGGCCGCGAGGCAAGGGUAGCGGCAGCCCGCCUUGCUAG
This is a messenger RNA of Parnassius mnemosyne (clouded apollo), 516 nucleotides long. NCBI's taxonomy places the organism in Eukaryota, Metazoa, Arthropoda, Insecta, Lepidoptera, Papilionidae. The record is from the annotation of a GenBank genome assembly.